Molecule: messenger RNA, 2217 nt
Organism: Alternaria triticimaculans
Lineage: Eukaryota; Fungi; Ascomycota; Dothideomycetes; Pleosporales; Pleosporaceae
Exons: 2
Coding region: 1-2217 (738 amino acids)
Source: RefSeq, a predicted model, not a curated record
AUGCCGACCAUGGAGAGUCGCCAACCACUCCCCGAGCGCCCCAGCUCAAACGACUACAUCGACGAAACACAACUGUCGUUCAACGCACUCGAGGCGCAGAGAUGGGAUCGCGCAUUAGAGAGCUCUCAGCGCGCACUGGACCAGUCGAUGAACUUACCCUCCUUUCAGGACCUUUGUAACUACAGCGCACCCAUCCGGGGCCGCGACUUUCAGGGCAGUCCAGUCUGGUCUGAAGGUGCUAUGAGCGAUGGCCCAAGUGAUGAUACUUUCCAGUCUCCUUCCAGCGACACUACUGUUAAGUUGAGCAGCGGCUACAAGGAACUCGAGGACAGCAGUGCCUAUACCUUCUUUCCGACGCCUUUCACCGUCGCCGCGACAUCAGAGACGGGUGCUACGAAUGGCUCCGCGUCCAGCGAUUCUGAUAUCUCACCGUUGUCUCAGCGCCAGUCUUUCACUCGCGUCGCGGUCGAGUCACCUUUUCGACCUGAGUUCGGCGGUCCGGUCCAGACUCCCGCCAGCCACGGCAUGAGGUGGUCUCCUGCGCAGCUGCAGAAAGAGAUCUCACGAAACUCCGACAGCUUCUAUUCCCACCCCAGCAUUGCAAAGACUCAUGUUCCCUCCCGUCCGCAGUCAACGUUCCCCAUUCCACGAAACAUGCCUUUCGAGGAGAUGAUCGUACCGCGCGGACCAAACCUGCACCAGCGAAGGCUCGAUGCCAGAGUAUCAAGCUCACCGGGUAUGCCGUCGCCCCUCGGUCCUGGUCGUAUGCGAGAGCAGCUCCACGAGGGAGACGUGGGAAAUGUAUCGCUGUCACCAGUUCCGAACGGACGUCUCCACACGAGCGAUCAGAUGAAGUACGGAAAGCACAACCCAAGCAACAAGGAUACGAAGAACGCCUGGCAGAACAUCCCGUCUCCACAUUCACCUACCGUGCAGCGCUACGCAUCCAGCGGCUCGAUUGACUCGCCCAUGUUCGACGUAUACCCGCGCAGCGCUGAGAUAGACGAAGAAGGAAACUUGACUCUGGGUGGCUCGCCGUACAGUAACGGGUCUGGACAUGCGCGAAAGCACACUGAUCCUUUCGUCGACCAUAAGCCGUUCCAAAGCAGCACAGGAUCUACGACUCGCAUGUGUGGAGUUGGUGCGCUUCCCCUACCGACUGGUACUCGUCCACCGCCUGUCCACCCUAGCAUGUAUGACGUUAUUCGGAAGAACCCUGCUGGCAUUCAGAUGUGUGGAAGUAACAGUGGGAUUAGCUGGGAUCCCAAAUCUCCGGAGUUCGUGGGCAUGGUAUCUGCUGAUCGCCUACGUGGUAGUAACAGUGGCUUCGACACCGGAUCUCAGUCGUUCAACCGCCCGCCGUUUGUUGAUGUUCGAACAUGUGGAACUACGCCUCUUGAUCGCCCGUCUAGCAUCAUUGUGUGUGAAGCUCCUCUAGCCACACCAUCACCAUCUGAGACUCGCAUGAACAGCGGCUUCAAGCCCUUCGUAACCUCAUCUCAGUCAUUCGGCAAGCCUUUCAUGCCCUCAUCUGAGUCGUUCGGCCUACCAUUCACCGCAACAUGGCCCACCUCCGCGCCCGCGACAUCCGGCUUCGCCACCCCAGCCUCAACAGAAGACUCUCACUCCGCACGCGAACCAAGCUUCCAAUCCCGUCUACCCCUCCGCUCAAACCUACCCAUCCCACCUCCCCCACUCUCCUCCAUCUCAGGCCAAUACGACCACAGCCCCUCAGCCCGCGCCCGUCUCGACGCUCAGAAGCCCAUCCGCUCAGCCUGGAUCCGCUCCGAAGCAUCCAAAAUAGCCCAACUAGCAAAACUGCGCCACGCAAUGGAGAAGCGGUAUCUGGAAACCCGUUCCGACGCCGACUACGAGGCCUGGCAGAAUCUUCAAGUGGCGUAUGAAGAUGCUACGGAUCUGGAGAAGAGGCAGGUAGAGAGGCGGAACCUUUUUCUUAGAGAGAAGAAGAUGGAGGCUUUGAAGACUGAUGUUGUUGGGGAUAUGUCUGCUGCGACUGCGGGUCGUGGUGGUGUUGGGGUGGAGGGAGAGGAGAAGUUGCUCGGGUAUAAGAUGGCGCUUAUGGAGCGUGUGUGUGCUGAGGUUAAGCCUGAUGGGGAGGAGGAGGCUAUUACGGGCGAGAUGUUGGCGACGUUGAGUAAGGAGGAGAAGAAGGCUAUAAGGAAGCUGCUUGUUGGUCGUAUGGAGCGGAAGGCUUGA